Molecule: messenger RNA, 4775 nt
Organism: Bombus impatiens (common eastern bumble bee)
Lineage: Eukaryota; Metazoa; Arthropoda; Insecta; Hymenoptera; Apidae
Gene: Tsp26A
Product: tetraspanin-17
Exons: 10
Coding region: 413-1240 (275 amino acids)
Biological process (GO): protein maturation; protein localization to plasma membrane
Cellular component (GO): membrane
Source: RefSeq, a predicted model, not a curated record
UGAGAGGUAUCGGCUGAACUAUAAACAAUGUCACCAGAAAGCCGAAGUGCCAACAGGCCCAACAAUGUAUCGUCUGUCCUUCAAUCGAAUAGUUUCGCAGAUAAGGCCUGCGUGACCCUGGCCACGAACGGUUGCGGAACACGUGCGUGAUGGGGCUGAGACAAAAGACAAAGGGAUGCUAAGAGACAAAGACGAGUCUAUGGCCAGUGUUAGUUGAGAAGUCAAAGUUAGUUGAGAAGAGUUGAGAAGCCAAAGAGUGUGAAUCGGGAGAUAUUGUUGCUAGUGUCAUGACCGGCACACUUCAAAACCGAUGGUCUGAUGACGAACAUUCACCAGAUGGCAAGGGACUGCACGCGGCAGCAGCAGGUCCAGAGCCCAGACCCAACACCCGGAGUGGCUGGGUUUGGGUAUCAUGGCGGUAGGUGUAUGGGCUUGGACCGAAAAGGACACAUUCAACAAUUUGUCCAGGCUCACAAAUGUUGCGCUCGACCCAGCAUUUAUCCUCAUUCUAGUCGGUACAGUGACAUUUAUCAUUGGAUUUACGGGAUGCGUUGGCGCACUCAGGGAAAAUACGUGCCUCCUAGCUACGUAUGCGAUAUUUCUGGCGUUAUUAUUGUUAAUGGAGAUGGCAGCCGGUGUCUUAGGAUUUGUCUUCAAGGACUGGAUAAAAUCACAAGCCACUGGCGGUUUCCAAGCGUUCAUCAUCCACUAUAGAGAAGAUCCUGAUCAGCAGAAUCUCAUCGAUUGGAUUCAAGAGGAUUGGUUACAGUGUUGCGGCAUCGAGGGCCCUAAAGACUGGGAUCGCAAUAAUUAUUUCAAUUGUUCGUCGAGCGACAUUGGCUCGAGGGAAGCAUGCGGCGUGCCUUUUAGCUGUUGUAAACGAAAGCCAAAUGAAAUUAUAAAAAAUAAACAGUGCGGCUAUGAUGUUAGAAAACCUAGCUACACUGGGGAGAGGAGUAUAUACGAGAGAGGCUGUCUAAGAGCAGGCGAAGAAUGGCUAGAAUUGAAUCUCGUACCUGUCGCUGGUACUGUUGUCAGCACAAUGGUCUUACAGAACUAUGAAGUUGCCAAAGUGAUUUAUGAAAAAGGUUGUAUUCAAGCUGGGGAGGAAUGGGUGGAACGAAAUCUUCUUGCAAUUGUCACUGGGGCGGUUACCACGGCAUUUGCACAGAUUCUGGGAAUCUGUUUCGCUCAAAAUCUUCGAGCGGACAUAUUCGCACAAAAAGCAAAGUGGCAUUGACAAUUUCGGGCCCCCACGGCGGUCUAGCAUCUUAUACUAAUAGAUGCUGAUCAGUUGCGUUGAUCGAACUGGAAAAGUCGUCGAAGAUCUCGAGAACUAACAGACCUUUGACGUAAAAAUCGACACAGUUCCACGUGGAAAGUGCAGGAUUCAAGAUCCAGACGUCCGAACCGAAUCGACUAAAGAUACAGAUAUUUUUUCACUCUUCAAUUGCUGACACAAUUACGAAGACUGCGUACUUCGACGAGCUUCGUGAUUUCGUGCAAAUACAUCACUCAUGAUCACGUAUAAAUGUUUAUAACUAAAGUCUCGACGUUUUAUCAUUCAACGUUUAUAUUGCAUUUUAUAAAUUGACAAGCGAAUCGUUAAGCGACGAAUCACGUUUAAAGGACGAUCAAAGUUCCAAAGUUUCAGUGAUAAUUAUCAUUAUUAAAUUAUCACAGCAGCGUAUCAUUUAGUUUAUAAUGACGAUAUAGCUCAGCUUAAUGCGGCAACUUGUUGCAUAUCCUCAACUAUUUUAUUGCCAAAAUGACGCGAAGAAAACGGUGUCAAAGUUCCAUCGCUGUUUCGUUUUAUUUCUGUAUAAACUUAUGGCGAAUUUUAUGACAAACCAGAACCGUUAUCAAUCAAACCUUAGAUUCUUACAUUGCAAUUACAAUUAUUGCUCUUCCUUAUUGUUCUAUGUUAAGGGAUUAUUCGAGCUGAUCGGAUUGAACACUUCUUGUGAGUUUACGUGCUUUCAAAUAUUGCGAACAAUCUAUGUUUAAUUUAUGUUUUUGCGUACUUUAUAAUCAGGCUGAGGAUUUUUAUACAUUUCUGCGAAAAAGAACGCAGAAAUGCAUAGAAUGCAUAUACCCAAAGUAGAGUACUCAUUAUAUUUUCUAAUAGAUAAAACGAAUCUCUAUUGACUCUCUAUUACUACGAAAAUAUAAAUUUGCAUAAAAUCCAUAGCCUAUUUAUACUCGCAACAAUGACAAGUAGCGCGCUGUAUUUUAGUUUAAGGCACUUUCAUACAUCAUCGUUUCAUCGUUAUAAUACAAGAAGCGUAUGAGCAAGAAGAAGAAAAAUAAAGAAAUUUGCUUUGAAGAAGCAAAUCAAUUGUAAAAUACGAUUCGUUCGAGGACUAUAAAAUGCGUAAAUUAACAAAUCGUCGAAAGUAAUGCGUGUAUUUGCAGCGAAAAGAGUGUUGUUCAACUUAUCAGUAGACUGCGAAUUUUUGUGCAAAUUCAAGUGUUCCAAAAUACAAUAGAAACUGUAGAACUUGUGAAGAAUAUCAGUUUACAUACAAAGUAUUAUAAAAAAGCCCUAUGCUUUGGAUAUCUUACAUAUCUUUUCAUAUUACGUGCAUUCUGAGCGAUUUUACAUUUUCAAAUAUCCCAUAAAUGCAUAAAGGUCCGCAGUCUACCCAUCAAUUUUCUCAAACCUUGCGCAAGCCAUUUUCGUAUUUUACGGUCUACUGGACGUUCCUUGAUACUCGGUUUGCGCCUGUCAUAAUUAUAAUUUGAGCGAACAAGGCGGAAAAAGACGUUGCCUCGGACUUUUCCGAUUCUUCGUCGAGAUCGAUACCGUUCUUCUGUUCUUGACGAAGGGAAAGUCGAUGAGUUCGGAUAAGGCGCGUAGAAACGAGAGAAAGGGACAAAGAGCAGAGAGCAGAAGAGACAAAUAAAGCAGAAUAAUGCCUGCUCGGUUUACGAGGAACGGUGUGUCGAGGCAUUAAAGUCGAUUGACGUGAUGUCGUGGGGGCGCGGUGAACACGACUGAGCUCACCGCACAGCAAAUUCUUGUGGCAUGGCCACGAGAGUAAAAGCCAUAUAACACGCAAGUGUACAAUAACCUUCUGUUGCUCCAAUUGAUCGUUAAAACGGUUGCUCGAGCCACAUUGAACAUAUUGAUCCUGUGCUACAUGCCGACACGUUCCCUCCAUCGGUAGGCCAGGUGCCUGUCGUAUCGUAUAUGCUGCUGUCACGUGGCUAAAUUAUAUCGACGAGAGACAGUAGCGGUGCUAGUUACUCUAUGAAUUAAAAAAUAUUGGCCCCUUAAUUAAUAUGGACCAGUAUGCAGAUUCGUUCAUUAACUGCCAACAUUACACUCUGACACAUCCUUUCUUCAUUUUUUGACAAACAGGGCAAAUAUGUGUCAGAGUAUCUCAACUAACAGCGAACACAUGCGGUGACUAGUAGUAUAUGUAUAUAUUCACUGAUUCACUUUUAUAUUUUACCUUCUAAAAUGCCGUAUCGGCUUCUUUUGCGUUGAUUCUGUUUUACCGACUUGAUCCACUGAUUCGUGUAAUUUGGUUCCUAAAGUUCGUUUUACAUACUUCUCUAGUUUCCCGGUUGUACUUUCCUCUUUUAUUUUCUCUUUUUCUUUGUUAUUCCCCGUUCAAGCAGUGUAUUUUUAUAACAGCGCAAGUACGUUUAAACAGUGCGUUUUCCUUCUCGAAUAGAUAAAAAUGGUUUGCGGCUCUAAAACAACAAUGCCAUGCUUGUAAAUAUUCAAUGUAUACAUGCAUACAUUUGUACAUACAGAGUGUUCUAGUUCUUUUUGGGAAGACGAUGCUAGCGUGUUUCACAAGUGAAGAUAAGAAAAAUAAGUAAAUGUUUACUGAAAAGUUAUAACUGGAUUGCGGAUUUAUAUACAUCUAUGGAAAACUUUAAAGUGGAGAAAUAUAUAAAAUGCAGGUAAUAUAUAAUAAAUGUUCAAAGUGAAGUAAUUGUUAUCUUUUAUGGGUAAAACAGAUGUUUAUGUAGGUUUCAUUGCCUUAGGUAUGUAAAUAAACAUAUGAAAUCGCAUACAAAUCCGCAGUCUAGUUACAACAAAUAUACAGAAUGAUAAUUGGUAAUUGCUUCCUUUAAAUGUAAUAGUUAAACGAACAUCAGUGUAAGCACUGGAUGAGUUCAUUUCUUGAGUUCCAAGAUAGGAUAUUCCGCUGUUGAACUUUUAUUUAAAAGAUACGCGCAAAAACUGCUACAGAAAUAGUUCAUAAUGUAUUCACUGAAUUGAAAAAGAACCGACAAGAAACUCGCAAUGCAAAAGUGUUUGUAAUUCAAUAAUUUCAAGUGGAACUAACAUAGAUUCCGCGAAUCUGUUUCUACUUUAUCGAUCGAAAAACUGGAGCGUUGUUACUUCGUAAUUUUGUUACAACUUCCCAAAAAAUUAUUUGUCACGCUACGUUUAGAACUCAUAGACUCUUCGCAGCGUAUGCUCGCAUCGUUUUGCAGAAAAACUGAGACAUUCUAUAUAUCUGUAAACGUACCAAACGGAGCGUUCGUAUCUUUUGCGUUCCUAAUUCUCACGCGAACGAAUGAAGAAAGAAGGAAAAGCGUCAAACUCUCUACGCUAAAAGACAAAAUAGAAAAAUGCAUAGGUACUAAGGCGAAGCAAAAGAAUGUUUAAAAAUUUAAAAACUAGGAUCUUCGUAAGAAGUAUCCAAUUUGUUUCGUCGAAUUUCAAUAAUUCCCGGAUAUAACUUAAAUUAACUAAACUAAACAAUAAAUUAUAGUUGUUUAUAAAUAGCAACCACUUGUUAUUCCUUGAA